Molecule: messenger RNA, 4506 nt
Organism: Vanessa atalanta (red admiral)
Lineage: Eukaryota; Metazoa; Arthropoda; Insecta; Lepidoptera; Nymphalidae
Product: RING finger and transmembrane domain-containing protein 2
Exons: 6
Coding region: 102-1505 (467 amino acids)
Biological process (GO): positive regulation of ERAD pathway
Molecular function (GO): ubiquitin protein ligase activity
Source: RefSeq, a predicted model, not a curated record
UCUAGAUUUAAUUUGACCUUCGCCGAAUUUUAACAUAAUAUGUUGAAAUGAUUAUUUUGAAGUCAUAUUAAGUAUAUAAGUUGAAUUUAUGCGGUGCAGUGAUGGCUCAACCGAGUCAAGUAAACCUCGAUAUAGACGAUGAGGCGAUAGCAGAGAGUAGUACUCGUAAUAAUGUUAUACAUAGAAUGGACUCGGUUACCAGGCCAUUGGCUCCAAAUAGAAAUAAUUUAGGUCUAGGAGAUCGACUGAACAGUGUGUUUAGGGAAAUUAGACCCCUGGUAGAACAUGCCAGAAUGGGCAAUAAUGCUAGAUUGUCACUUCCUACAUGGCUACCAAGGAAUCCUCCCGGAACACACCAGCCUGGCGAAGGACCUCAACGACCACAAAGUUCCAUAGCACAUGUGAAUUUAGGCCCCGGAGCUCAAACUUAUAUUGUAACUGAAAGAGGAACACCAGUUAUACAAAGGAGUAUUAGUCAUGGCAUGAGUAAUAGUCCAUCGAAUGAAUCUAACAUUUCUGAGCAGGCACCAGAACAUGUUGACAUAAAUGUCUCUGUAAAUCCGUCGAAUAAUAAUAAUAUUAAUGACAAUGCAGAUAACGAUAGUCAGAGCGAAGAUGGAACACAACAGGUGGUGGAUAUUCGGGCGACAUUAAAUCUGUUGUUACGCUAUGCUCCGUUCUAUUUCAUAUUAUUCAUAAAAUAUAUGUAUGACAGCAGAGAGGGUAUAUUCACAUUCUUUGUUUUGUUCUGCACAUUCUCACACAGUAACAGUAUUGUCAGGAGAGAAAAUGGCAAACAGAUGAAUCGCAGUAUACUAGCGUUGUUUAGUGAAUUAAUUCUUGCAUCCAGUUGCAUUUUCAUCGUUCACUUUCUGUUUGGUCACGGGAAACUUUUGCCGAAUGUGAUAAUGUUUCCGGGAUAUACGGAGCCAAUCGAUGUAUGGGAGCUAUUGUGGCUGGUUGUGCUCACCGAUCUCAUAGUGAAGAUCAUCACCGUUAACAUUAAAAUUGUGAUCACAAUGAUGCCAGCUUUCAUUUUGCCAUUCCAGAAGAGGGGAAAGGUGUACCUGUUCACGGAGGCCGUGUCACAGUUGUACCGCUCACUAAUAACAAUUCAACCGUGGAUUUUCUACCUGAUGCAAUCCUACGAGGGUUCAGAGAAGAUGGUCGGCAUGUUCCUCACGUCCGUGUACGGGAUCGCGAAGGUCGUGGAGAUACUGGUUCGGCUGCAAUUGUUUAAAAAUGCUACGUGGACUCUGUUGCAGAGUGUUAACCUGGGCACGAAGCCGACGUGCGAGCAGCUGGUGUCGGCGGGCGACGCGUGCCCCAUCUGCCACGACGACUACAGCACGCCGGUGCGGCUGGGCUGCUCGCACAUCUUCUGCGAGCUGUGCAUCGCGGCGUGGCUGGACCGCGAGCACACGUGCCCGCUGUGCCGCGCCAAGGUCGCCGACGAGCCCACGUGGCGCGACGGCUCCACCACCUACGACUUCCAGCUCUACUAGCUCGCUGCCGCCCCACCGCGCUCGCACCUCUCACCUCUCACUGUUUUCAUUCGAGUCCUCCCACGUUUACCCGUGCACGUUAUUUUUAGUAUCUAUAUCUUUAAAAUCGCCCUCGGAAGACAUGCGGCACCCACGAUUUCGAACAUUAUCAUCUACGAUAAAUCGGAUUGUUAUAGUACUAUGUUAACUAACUGGAUAGAAUGAAAGCACAUACUUUAUUACCAUUAUCGGAUGUAUCAGAUCCACAAAAUUAUAGGCCACUCCUCGAGUAGAAAUCUUAGGCAAAAAAAUACAAGUCGAUUUACGCGUUUAAAGAUAAGUGAGACGAUUCCAGCAUAUAAGACAUUCCUAAGAAACGAUUUGGCCAAUGAAGGUCACGCGGAUUAACCAAUCAGUACAAAAGAGUAAUUUCCUUUAUGAGUUCGUUUCGUGGAAUUGACUUUAGAUGUAAUAUCUUACAAGAUUUUUAAAGCACCUUUGUAUCUCAACUAACUCUAAAUAAAAUUAAUGAAAUAUCAUUCAGUUCAUAUACGCGCAGGCAGGCAGGCGGUACUCCGCCAUUAGCCCUUUAGCUUUAUAAAACAAGAUUGCCUUCAAUUUCUCAUGGUUGACCAUCAAAUAGGAACCAUUGCCUUAGUCUUCAAGACUAUUAUUUAUAUCUUAAUCAUUUUAUCCAGAAAUUAACUUGUUAAUUUUAUUGUGAAACAGGAAACUAGUGCCCUUUCUCUCAGUUUAACUUAAUUUUUUUAACAUGCCGCGUUCGACGUUUCACUGGUUUUUGUUUUGUUUUUAGCGAAUAUUAAGAUAACUGGUACUAAGAUUGAAAUAAUAUUCAUUAUUAUAUUUUUAGUAAUUUCUUAUGCACUAGAUAUAUCCUGCUAAUUUAAUCUAUUAAAGUAUACUAUAAAUAGUUGACAGGGAAAUCUUCUGUGCUAGUACACUAAAAAUAAAUUAAAAUUAUUGAAAUAAUAUAAAAUACGUAAAUAAUUCUAUAUUAAUGCGAUAAGCUUUACAAGUUUACAAAAACGGUGAUUGAUUUCUAGAUGGAACUUUAAAAAAAUUAAAAUAUUUUCAAAAACAUAAAUACUGUCCACAAAUGAUGUAUUAAAAAAAUUUAUCACAAUUAGUCAAAAUGUCAUCUCAGUCAAGGUGGAUAACCUUAAGUACUAAAUGUUCAUAUAGAAUGCAAUUUUGAAAAUAAAAUGGUGGGUAUUUAACUGCAAAGUUAAUUAUAGUCUUAUGUAUUAUAUAUUUACAAUAUAUCCAAUUUAGACUUGGAAGUAUUAUCAAAGGCGAUAUAUGUAUUCUGUUUUUAAGCCUGACUUCGAAUAGCCUUAAUUUCUUCAUUCAUCUGGAUAUUAAUGUUACUUAUCAAUUCAAUUAAUUUUGACAUAAAUUCAAACGACCUCAAAGUGCGUGAUGUCAUUGGAUAUUUUAUAAGGCGACAGUAACUGUAAUUUUUAAGUCUACAAAUUGAAUUACUUCAGUGUUUUAUCAAUAUUAUAUUAAGUAUGCUACGGGCCUAAUAUAUAUAGAGGUUAUAAAUAUUCAUUCCUUCUUGCUCUCUUUAGUAGGGAACUUAAUUCCUAUCCUUUCCUAAUUGUAUUUAAUAUAUAAAAUUUUAUUUAUAUAAAGUUUACAAUACAAAUUAUUAAUUAUAUAUUAUUUCAUAAAAAUUAAAGGGAAUAAGUAGUUCCUUCAAAAUUUGCACAGAUAAUAAAUUUGUGUAUGUAUUUAAAAGAAAAAAUAUAAAAUUCUGGUGCAAUUUGAACGAUAAAAACUUUCCAAUGUUGUUUACUUUCCACUUCACUGGAAUUUUUUCUGGCAUAUGCGCCUGACGAUGUAAGUAACAAAAACAUAUAUUCCAAUAUUUUAUUUAUUAUAUUAAUUUAUAUAUAAAUGUACAGUUUUUGUACAUAUGUAAAUAAUAGAUAUAAUUGUUCCUUAAUAUAAGAAAAAUAUGAUAUAGAUUAAUGUUGAAUAUUGCUGUUACUUGAAUUAUAAUUAUAUAAUCAAAGUGUAUUAAAAUCAAUAAAACCCUAAUUAUUGUAACAGCUGAUUUCUCCGUGUAUAGAAUUAGUUUUAUUCAAAUUAUUACUAUAAUUUUCUAUGAGGAUUCGAUUUGGAACUGGCUUGUGUAAGUUGAGUUUUUUAAUAAUUCUUAAAAGGUCACUAUUCGAUUUUUGAAAUAAUUGUGAAAUUUACAAUUAUUAUUAUUUUUAUUAUUAUUUGUACAUAAUUAUUAUACAACUAUGUUUGUAAUUUUUUUUCCUCAAAUAUGAUGGUUUAAUUUAUGGUAGUUUUUUGUGCCAAAGGUCAAAAUUACAUAUAUAAUUGUAAUAUACAUUUCUUUCUUUCUUUACAAGUAAAAUCUUUAAAUAAUUGUAACAUUUAAUUUUAUAUUACAUAUGAAUCCUUAUUGAAAAUUGUAUGUAGUAAAUAGUGCAUUUAAGAGUUUGCUGCCAAAAACAAAUGAUUUAUAAAACUAUAGAUAACAAAUUAUGCGAUUGUGUAUGGUUUAAGAGCCUUGUGAACCAGAGAUCUACAAACUUUGUUUACGUGAUAUAUUUUUUUUAUUUUUUAAAAUCGGCAUUCUUUUUAAUAAAAUUUUUUUAUUAUCUUUUUUUAUUGUCUAAUUUUUACGAAAUCACAUACAAAUAAAUGCUUAUAUAUACUUACGAUACAUAUAUUUUUUAGUGGAUAAAACCUUCGCUAGAAUAAUAGGAUGUUUAUCCAUUUUUAUUUUAGUAAUAUUAUAAUUGUCUGUGCGGAUAGAAUAUCUCAAAAAAAAAAUUGCAAUCAGUUGACGAAUGUUUGAAUAUCUCUGGUUUAUAUGAAAAUGCUUUAAUGUGAGUUUUGAAUUAAUAAUACCUUAUAUAACCGAACUACGGAAUAUAAUCCUCUUAAAGUUAUUAUAGAUUAUGAAAGUAUGCAAUAAAUAAUUCCCAGAAGUGCAAGGUAACGUUUAUGUAUUUUAUAAGCAUAAUGUGAUAAAGUAAUA